Brachypodium distachyon (stiff brome) is the source of this 2213-nucleotide messenger RNA. RefSeq names its product probable apyrase 2. Gene Ontology annotation, molecular function: nucleoside diphosphate phosphatase activity. Gene Ontology annotation, cellular component: membrane. The record is from RefSeq and is a predicted model, not a curated record. Gene Ontology annotation, biological process: nucleoside diphosphate catabolic process. The transcript is spliced from 9 exons. Lineage: Eukaryota; Viridiplantae; Streptophyta; Magnoliopsida; Poales; Poaceae. Bases 420 to 1817 code for a protein of 465 amino acids.
AGGCGACCAAUCCAACGCAGCCAAGUCGCGCAGACGAAGCAAAAGCCGCACCGGCACCGGCGCGGCGAACCCGCGAAGCAACUACCCGCCUCCUUUCUUCCCCGCGAUCCCCAUUCCCGCCGGAGCACCGCGUCCCGAGAGCCUGAGGCGCACCGCACGCAUUUCUUCCUCAACGCCUCGAGCUCGGAUCCCGACGUGACCCCGGAAGUCAAACCCACACGCGCCUGCCUUACACAUACCCCGAACCACGCGCUCGGAGAUCGAGUCUCCUCUCCUCUCCUCCCCACCCACCGACGCGCGCGCUGGAUCCCGCGGAGGAUCAGGAGGCGGUCAAGCAGCCGUCGCCACCCCCGGCCGGCCGGGCGGUCCGCUACCGCACGCCCUCCUCGCCCGACCUCCUCCUCCUGCCCGCCGACAAGAUGCGCCGCUACUCGCAGCUGCCCGGGGGCCGCCAGGACACCACGCUCGCCGACCGCCUGCACCGGUACCGCGGCGCGCUGCUCGUCGUCCUCGCCCCGAUCGCGCUCGUCUCGCUCGUGCUCCUCCUCAUGCCGCGCUCCCCCGCCGCGCACGGGCGCCUCGGGGGAGGAUCCGCGGGCGGGGCCAGGAGCUACGCCGUCAUCUUCGACGCCGGGAGCUCCGGCAGCCGCGUCCACGUCUUCUGCUUCGACGCCAACCUCGAUCUCGUCCACAUUGGCACCGAGAUCGAGCUCUUCGUCCAGAAAAAGCCUGGACUCAGCGCGUACGCCAGUGACCCGCGUGAGGCUGCCGAAUCGCUCGUCUCCCUCAUCGAUGCCGCCAAACAGGUGGUUCCAGCGGAAUUGCGCGACCAGACGCCCGUCAGAGUUGGGGCCACCGCGGGGCUGAGAGCUUUGGGAGCAGAGAAAUCCGAACAGAUCUUGGACGCAGUUAGGGAUCUUCUUCGUGAAAAGAGUUCAUUCAAGAACCAACCGGAUUGGGUUACAGUUCUCGAUGGGUAUCAAGAAGGUGCAUAUGAAUGGGUUACCAUUAAUUAUCUGCUGGGAAAAUUGGGAAAGACUUAUGCAGACACUGUUGGAGUGGUUGAUCUUGGCGGUGGAUCUGUCCAAAUGGCAUAUGCUAUCCCAGAGAAGGAUGCCGAAAAGGCUCCUAAACCAACAGAUGGUGAAGAGUCAUAUGUGAAGAAGCUUUUUCUUAAAGGGACGACAUAUCAUCUUUAUGUCCACAGUUAUUUGCGCUAUGGGUUGCUAGCUGCUAGAGCAGAGAUCUUAAAAGCAGGCAUUGCCAAUGGUUACAGCGACUGCAUAUUAGGAGGACAUCAGGGGCAAUAUAAGUACGGCGGCAACACAUUUGAAGCAUCGGCUGCACCUUCUGGUGCUAGCUAUUCAAAAUGCAGGGAUGAUGUAGUGAAAGCUCUCAAAGUGGAUGAAGCGUGCACUCACAUGAAAUGUUCAUUCGGUGGCAUUUGGAAUGGUGGUGGUGGUGAUGGACAGAAGAAUCUCUUCGUAGCGUCGUUUUUCUUUGACAGGGCAGCUGAGGCCGGUUUUAUAAACCCCAAGGCAGCUGUUGCUAAGGUUAAACCCUCAGACUUUGAGGAGGCUGCCAAACGUGCCUGUAAGUUAAACGUGAACGACGCCCAAUCUAGCUACCCGGGCGUGCAGCAGGAUAACGUUCCAUUUAUUUGUAUGGAUCUUGUUUACCAGUACUCGCUCCUUGUGGAUGGAUUCGGUGUCGAUCCUCAACAAGAGAUGACAUUGGUAAAGAAGGUCCCUUACAGCGACGCGUUUGUCGAAGCAGCAUGGCCACUUGGAAGUGCCAUCGAGGUCGCAUCUUCAUAAUAGUCAGCAACAGUUUAGCAAGGGAACACUGCCACCGAAAAGUUCUGGAAUUCUUAUCCUGGUUUGCGGGGUGCUUUCCCUGAAGUCACCAUUUUGUCACUCAGUCAGUUCAUCUACCUUCCCCUCUAAAUACAGUAGGAACCAUACACAAGGAUUACAGCAUGGAAUGUACUUGAGCCAGAGGCCAUUGUAAGGCCGAUUAUUAUUUUUUGUACCGAUGAAAGUAGGAUGAGAGCAGGCCAUUCUUUCUGACUUCCACGUGGGAUGAACCAUAUUAUUUAGUUACGGUAAAUGUAUUGUUCGUUGCCAUAUUGAACUCUGUAUUGUGUAACAUUCUCUGCGCCUCAUCUGUCUCUGAAGUUAGUGGGCUCAUUGCUGUUCGAUCGAAAUUUCAGA